Besnoitia besnoiti is the source of this 1212-nucleotide messenger RNA. RefSeq lists its product as uncharacterized. Gene Ontology annotation, biological process: Golgi to endosome transport; Golgi to plasma membrane protein transport; protein localization to Golgi apparatus. The coding region runs from base 1 to 1212 and encodes 403 amino acids. Lineage: Eukaryota; Apicomplexa; Conoidasida; Eucoccidiorida; Sarcocystidae. The transcript has 4 exons. The record is from RefSeq and is a predicted model, not a curated record. Gene Ontology annotation, cellular component: trans-Golgi network; Golgi membrane.
AUGCGCCGCCCUACCCAGAUCGGUCCUGUGGUGGCGUCAAGUUUGAGCGCUUCUUCUUCGCAGAGAAGCCGGUUCGCUUUUCAGCCACGUGAUGCGGAACCCAAGCAGCCGCUGUCAGCGCAAGGGGGGGAUGCCUCGCCUUCAGAGAGCGCCAAGUUUCUGAGUUCCCCUCGGCGCUCGUCGUGUAAGGGUCGGGCCUCGUUGGCGGCUGCCGGGGGGGGGCCUCCACUGUAUGUUCUUACGUCGGGUGCCUUGUAUGGCAGCGACACGUUCAAGGCCAAAUACGUCCUUACUCAGAUCAUCGUUCUUCAGUCAGCGUUCUACUUCCUCUAUGCCCUUUUCGCUCUCGGCGCACUCACAUUUUUCGCCGUGGAUCGCGGAGAUUGGCUUCCGGGCGUUCCAUUCACCGGCGAAGAUGCCUCCGGUAGCCACAACACCGCACUGACACCCGUCACUCCCUCCGCUGAGCCUGCACCGGGACGAAACAACCAGUCUCUCGUUGGGCUACCGCCCCUGACGGAAUACGCUGAAGGCGAGUUCCCACGCAACGGAGCUGAACACGAGAACAACGACAGCGUGCGAACUCAGGCAUCGCCAUGUAGGUGGAUGGCCUUGAACCCAGGUGACAGGGUGGCGCGGGGCGAAGAGGAGGCGCGGAGGGAAGCGGGAAAUGAUGGUGGAGCGCUACGGAUGUACUCCCUCUCGCGGUCGUACUUGGUUUUUAUGGUUGUCCAGCGAGCGCGAAAAUGCCUGGACUUCUGCUUCUCCAUCCACUUCUUUCACUUGCUGGCCUGUUGGGCCUUCGACGGCUUCCCAUCCAGCCCGAGUUGGUGGCUCUGCAGCGCAGCGUCCGCCACAGCAACGACAGCGAUUUCUCAGUACUUCUGUCGACAGGUGGAGAUGCAAGAUAUCCAGUUGGAGAGGCAGCCAGCGGGUAGUCGGCGAGGUUCUUCCGAGGCUGAGAGCGUCACCUCCGUUGGAAGCAGCAGCAGCGACGGUAGUAGUGGUUUCGGCGUGCCCAGCAUGGACGCUACAACGAGCUCAGAGGCUCCAGAAGAUCUGAAAGGAGUCAAGGAACUCCCUCCCGUCCUUUCGACCAGCGGGCAUAGUCGAAACACAGAAUUUGCCACACCAGCUCGUGCCGACCGGUCGUUUCCACUACAUGCUACUCAUAGCAUUUUGGAGGCCGGUGGGAGUGAGGGAUCAUCAUGA